GGACAUGUAAUUUAAUAUAAAUAAAUGAGUGUGAAAUGUGCCCCUGGGUAAUAAUACGACAUUUUACCUUAAGUGUUUUACCUUUUGUGGGACUUUUAUUUUGGCGCAUUGGUGUGCAUCUCAAGCUCGUUCGGUAGAUGGCGCUGUUAUCCAACAUAUGUUUUUAGAGCUAUAAUUUAUAGACGAUGAGAAUAGUUAAUUUGACAUAAUAAUGACAUAUAUAAAAUUCCCAAGCCCAUUCAAACUGUAAUAAAAGUCAGUGUCACUGUUGACAACAUAAGCACAGCUAUGUGGAAGUUCUGCAUGCAUUUGGGCCUCUCUGUAAGUGUUUAAAGGUGCAGUUUUUGCAUGUCAUUCCACAAAGUCCCAAGACCGGUUAAAACAACAGGAACCGUUCUUCAUCUCACUCUUGGCAUUAUAUCCAAGCUUUGAAGCACAUAAAGUCCUUGAAGAACUUUGGUUUAAGAUUUUUUGAAUUGCCUUGGUGAUAUACAGUACAAUCUUAAAUACUAUUUCUAAUGUCACUAGUACUACAAUACUACUAAUAAUGACAACAAUUAGUAUAUUGUUCCUAUUUAUGUUUAAAGACAUUACAUCUGGAUCAAGAGGGGUAUCUCCUCGGCUGGUGCACUUGGGCCUUACAUAUUUUCUUGUAAUCUAUUUAUGAACAACUAAUCAUUUUACAUUUUAGCUAUAUAUCAUGAACAAAAGUUGUAAAAUGAAAGUGAAUGGAGAUCAGGCAAUAUAAACAUAAAAAGAACAGAAUUAUGUUUUUAUGUGAUGUUCUGAAGAUACAAAAGCCAGCAUCUACAUUUACAUUUACAUUUAGUUAUUUAGCAGACGCUUUUAUCCAAAGCGACUUACAGCAUCUGUGUUUUAUUGAUCAAUGACCAGACCAGAUACCUACCUGGCAGGGUUGAAAUGAUUUAUUUUAUCCCAUUGUGAAGUUAAAAACGUCAAAUGUCUUGUAUAGUGUGGAGGCUCGGUGAAGCAUAUCUAUAUUCAACGAAGCAUUUUCUGAACUGCUUGAAGUAAUGGAUAAAAAGCCAAUGCAUCCUUCUUGAUCUUCACUGGAUCUGAACCAGCGGCAUUAUAAAGGCUUAUGGUACAUUUACUUUACCGUUCACAUCCUUAAAAACAUAAUUUAAACGCUAUUUCUAUUUAUAAGACAAAUUAUCCAGAACCCAUACGCAUACAAGUGCUGUUAUUCGUGUUUAAAUGAUUUGUCAGAAAUGUCAAAAGAAAUUAAUAUGUUGAAAUUAUUUCGUCCAUGAUAGGCUACUACCCGUCAAUUCGUUUUCCCAGAGUUCAUACACUAUUUAAUUUCGAUCCAAAUGUCAAUCAUUCAUCGAUUCGCGAGGUAGUCUCUAGUAUCCUAGCAACCGCAGACGCUAAACUGCGCCGUCAAACUUGAUCCUCUCGUGCGAUCAAAGCGUGAAUUGCAAUGGAUGCAUCAUUCGAAGCGAAGUCCAGACCUCUUUCUACUCUGUCUGUCUUCAGCUUUAUACCACCAAGACGGACAGAGACCAAAGAAAUGCGAUAUUUAAACAACAUCCCGAAGGCUUCAGAAAUGUCUUUGUAUGACUGCAUAAAUCAAACCACCGAAGGUUACGAUAACAAACUCCACAGAGAUGACCGGACACAUGCUAAAGCCCGCGGCCUGGACAUCUUCAGUGAGGAGUCAAGCAGACCAGUUCCUGUUCUGUCUUCUUCUGUGUGUGGACGGUUUACACCAUCACAACAUGACUUGGGGAAGACAUUUGCUCGCAUCGCUCACAUUCACUCGGACUUCUACAGCAAAAAUGGAAUCACCUGGACAAUGGAGGAGUGCUAUGGAUCCGUGACACCCGUCUGAUGUGCACUAGUGUCAGUGACAAUAUAAAAAU
Messenger RNA from Triplophysa rosa, 1886 nucleotides. It is a transcript of the gene cfap90, whose product is annotated as cilia and flagella associated protein 90. The transcript is spliced from 3 exons. The record is from RefSeq and is a predicted model, not a curated record. The coding region runs from base 1445 to 1855 and encodes 136 amino acids. Lineage: Eukaryota; Metazoa; Chordata; Actinopteri; Cypriniformes; Nemacheilidae.